Molecule: messenger RNA, 4313 nt
Organism: Oncorhynchus kisutch (coho salmon)
Lineage: Eukaryota; Metazoa; Chordata; Actinopteri; Salmoniformes; Salmonidae
Product: V-type proton ATPase 116 kDa subunit a
Exons: 20
Coding region: 453-3017 (854 amino acids)
Biological process (GO): proton transmembrane transport; vacuolar acidification
Cellular component (GO): vacuolar proton-transporting V-type ATPase, V0 domain; plasma membrane; vacuolar proton-transporting V-type ATPase complex
Molecular function (GO): proton-transporting ATPase activity, rotational mechanism; ATPase binding
Source: RefSeq, a predicted model, not a curated record
AGUCUUGCCCAGCAUUGCGACGGGGAUAGAGUUGACUCGUUGUGAUAGCGACAACUAUUAAAGGUACAGGAUGACGCGAAGUAUGUGGCUCGCUCGAUAAAAUAGGUGCGAUAGAAGGGUUAGGGUGGGUUAUAGUGUAUUCUUUUUUUUCUCAUAUUUUAGGGGACCUAAGGAUCUAAGAGCUCGAGCACUAUUAUCGAUUAAAUAACUAAUACGGCUACUGUCACCAGGCAGAGUAAUUCAGCAAAAUUGAGAGCUCAUACUCGAUACGAUGUAUUAAUUUUCGGAAACGUUAUUGCGAAACGUGGCAUAGUAGAAACCGACAGAGUUGUGUUGUCGCGUUGUUAUGAUUUAUUGAACGCAAGCACCUAGGCAACUGCUACAGUUCACGUAGUGUAAAUUAAUAGGCCUAGGCCGGAGAUUUCGUCAGCAAGGUGCCGGUGGCAGAUAAGAUGGGCUCGGUGUUCCGAAGUGAGGAGAUGUGCUUGGUGCAGUUGUUUCUGCAGUCCGGUUCUGCAUACGAUUGCAUAAGUGAGCUGGGAGAAAUGGGUCUGGUCGAGUUUCGAGAUCUCAACCCCAGUGUCAACUCGUUCCAGCGCCGUUUCGUCAGUGAAAUCAAGAGAUGCGAGGAGAUGGAGAGAAUUCUGGGGUACCUUUUGAGGGAAAUCCGAAAGGCAAAUAUUGCCGUGCCAGAAGAUGACGAAAUCUGUCCAGUCGCCCCUCCCCCCAAACAUGUCCUUGAGAUCAUGGAGCAGCUCCAGAGGCUGGAGGUGGAGCUUAGUGAGGUGGCCAGGAACAAAGAGAAGCUGCAGCGGAAUCUUCUGGAGCUGACUGAGUACACGCACAUGCUGAGGAUCACGCGCACCUUCGUACACAGCCGCUCCCGGCAUGAGGCCCUUGGCCCCCAGUAUGAAGAGUUCCAAUCCAUUGAGUCAGACUCUGCAGGCUGCACUGGUAUGCAGAGACUGGGAGCCAAGCUGGGGUUCGUGUCAGGUCUAAUCCACCGGGUGAAGGUGGAGGCCUUUGAGCGCAUGUUGUGGAGGGUGUGUAAGGGCUACACUAUCCUCAGCUAUGCAGAGCUGGGUGAGAGCCUCGCUGACCUGGACACGGGUGAGAUCAGCACAAAUGUGGUGUUCCUCAUCUCAUUUUGGGGAGACCAGAUUGGACAGAAGGUCCAGAAGAUCUGUGAUUGUUACCACUGUCACCUUUACCCCCACCCUGAGAACGACGAGGAGAGGGCAGAUGUGAUGGACAGCCUAAGGACACGCAUCCAGGACUUAAACAAUGUGCUCCACCGCACUGAGGAGUACCUGAGACAGGUGCUGCAGAAGGCCUCAGAGUCAGCCUUCACCUGGGUAGUGCAGGUGAAGAAGAUGAAGGCCAUCUACCACAUCCUCAACCUGUGUAGCUUUGACGUCACCAACAAGUGUCUCAUAGCUGAGGUGUGGUGCCCUGUCAAUGACCUGACCAACCUGCGGGGGGCGUUGGAGGAAGGCUCGAGAAAAGGUGACGCCACUGUACCAUCCUUUGUAAACCGAAUCCCAAGCAAUGACACUCCGCCUACGCUCUUGAGAACAAACAAGUUCACCUCUGGCUUUCAGAGUAUCGUAGAGGCUUAUGGGGUUGGAGACUACAGGGAGGUUAGUCCAGCCCCCUACACCAUCAUUACGUUCCCGUUCUUGUUUGCGGUCAUGUUUGGGGACCUUGGUCACGGCAUGGUCAUGGCAUGCUUUGCCCUGUGGAUGGUGCUGACAGAGAAGAGCCACAAGCGCAAGCGCUCUGAUAAUGAGAUCUGGACAAUGUUCUUCGAGGGACGUUAUAUCAUACUAAUGAUGGGCCUUUUCUCUGUGUACACGGGGCUGAUCUACAAUGACUGCUUCUCCAAGUCACUCAACAUAUUUGGCUCAGGCUGGAGUGUUAGGGCUAUGUUCACAGAUCAGCAGUGGACAAAUGAAACACUCCAAACAAAUACUUUGCUCAUCCUUGAUCCUAAUGUCAGUGGUGUCUUCGUUGGACCAUACCCUUUUGGCAUUGAUCCUAUCUGGAACAUGGCAGUGAAUCGCCUGUCCUUCCUGAACUCCUACAAGAUGAAGAUGUCUGUCAUCAUAGGGGUCAUGCACAUGAGCUUUGGGGUGGUGCUCAGUGUAUUCAACCAUCUGCACUUCAAACAGAGGUUCAACAUCUACCUGCUGUUCCUCCCUGAGUUUCUGUUCCUGAUGUGUCUCUUUGGCUACCUGGUCUUCAUGAUCAUCUACAAGUGGCUGGCGUUUGGUGCACGUGACUCCCGCCUGGCCCCCAGCAUCCUCAUCCACUUCAUCAACAUGUUCCUAAUGCAGGGAGGGGACAACACCCCUCUCUACCCCGGACAGACUGGGCUGCAGGUCUUCCUGGUGGUGGUGGCUCUGCUGUCUGUGCCUGUGCUGCUGUUAGGAAAACCUGUCUACCUCUACUGGCUGCACCGGGGAGGGAAGAGCCUGCGAUUGCGCAGGGGUUAUGAGAGAGUUCGGCGUGUGAGUGAGGAUGAUAUGUCCCAAGCACCAGCUUACGCUGAUGAUGAGGAAGAGGGAUUUGAUGACCUCAUGACCAGCAGGGACACCCAGCCUAAGGAGGUCAAAACCGCAACUUUUGACUUUGGGGAUGUGUUCCUGCACCAGGCCAUCCACACCAUAGAGUAUUGCCUGGGCUGCAUCUCCAACACGGCGUCUUACCUACGUCUCUGGGCCCUCAGUUUAGCCCAUGCUCAGCUUUCCGAGGUGCUGUGGGCCAUGGUGAUGCGUCUAGGCCUGAGGAUGACCUCCAGACUGGGGGUGCUGUUUCUGGUACCAGUGUUCAGCCUGUUCGCUGUGCUCACUGUGUCCAUCCUGCUUGUCAUGGAAGGGCUCUCAGCGUUCCUCCAUGCCCUCCGACUGCACUGGGUGGAGUUCCAGAAUAAGUUCUAUCAUGGGACGGGUAUCAAGUUUGCCCCCUUCGACUUCUCUGCCCUGCCCUCAGUCUUUGAGCAGGACGGUUUACUGUGACCAGCGACAACCAGAUUCACUGGAUUUGAAUAGGAAAUCAUGUACCAGGAAGGAUGCUCUGAGUUAGAGCAAGAUGGCACACUGAUGAAGAGGAGAAACUGCAGAGCAGUGGUGGGAUGACUUGUAGCAAAGUCUUUCAGCAUAUGACUUUUGACACUAUUGGCUGCACUGACUUCCUUACAUCAUAAUUGCGUCCAUAACCAGCUAACCUCAAUUCAGUGGGAUUCAAAAGUUUUCAUCUAGGUCUGUUGAUAUGUACUUUGUAAUAUUCUUGAGGAAUUGAUGCAUCUCAUAUAGUGGUCACUUUAAGCCAAUUUGGUGGCUCUGAGCAUUUUAUUAGCUUUUUGUAGAAAAUUAUAGUGUAUUUUAAAGUAAUUUAUUACUUGACUCAUAUUCAUCCGAGGCAACUUUAAAGUACAGAAGAAAAAAUAUAGAGAUUCAAAACAUAAAGGACUAGAGGUCUUAUCAAAUAUCCUGAUUUCUAGUGCCAUAACAAUUUCUUCCCGAUAAUGACAAAUGUGAAUACCAUGGCUGCUAAUUGUGCAGUUUUUCAAAGUGCUUAUACACAUGAAUACAACUCUGAAGAAAUAGUAUUGUCUAAUGAAUUGUAAACUUGUAGAACAUAUGUUCCUCCGGUUUUGCCAUUAUACACUCCUUGUGGCAUUUCGGGAGGAUAAAGAUGACAGCUCAAUUACGAGUUUUUGCAGAGGACAUUGCCACAGAGCACUUUUCAAAGAACAAUGCAGAAAUGAUUGUACAAUAAAAGUCAGCAUUUUCACUAAUAACUAUUACUCUGACGAUGCCAAAUGUUAGGAGAUACUUACACCAAGACAAAUUGCACAGGCUUGAAAUAUUUGUUUAAAUGUUGGUGGUGAAGGACAUCCACUGAAGUUGACUUGAAGCUCAAAUUAUAAUUUUUGUAGACAUUAAUUGGACUCUGACCAUAGACUGUUUGAUCCGUCUGGAUGGUGUCUAUAGUGAAGGGAGGUGCAAUUUAUUUGAGAGUUGGUAAAUGGAUCACUGGUAUCAUAAUGAUUCAUGUCAUUUAGCUUCAUGCAUUUAUUUAUGUCUUUUUAAGAAGUUAGGAUCCUAAUCCUUUUUUAGACCUCGUUUUUGGAUGUGAUGCACAAAUGCCAGAAAAUAAAGAAUCAAUGCUCAAUACCAUGAAUACAGACUAAUCAAUGACAUUUUCUAGAUCUUGUAAAUAUAUCUAAUUUAAUUUGCCAUGAAUACAAUAGGUAUUCCAGGUGGCUGACUAACAAGUUCCUGUGUGGAUUAAAGUUUUCUUCAGAUUGA